AUGUCUCUAACAGCAUCGGCGGCCACUGCGUUGCUAACUGCGCUCGCCGACAAGCCAGAUCACGGAGGCGAGAGGCGGUGGGAAGAUCAGUUGAGAGAGCAGCGCGAUCUGUAUACGCAGUUCGUGAUUAGUUCUGCGCUGGGCUUGGGAGCUUUCUUGACGUUUUGUAUCUUGCGACCAAAGUGGACCGAGCUGUACGCUGCCCGACGAAGACAACGAAACGCCGCUUCGCGCUUACCUGAGCUUCCGAAUACUCUUUUUGGUUGGAUUCCUGUCCUUCAUGGAAUCACCGAAGAGGAAGUGCUCCAGUCCGCCGGGUUGGAUGCCUACGUGUUCCUGUCUUUCUUCAAGUUUGCGAUCCGGUUCCUUCUAGCCAUCUUUAUCUUCGCUGUCGCAAUCAUUCUCCCGCUUCACUACAAAUACACCGGUCAAUAUGGAUUACCAGGAUGGGACAACGUUCCUGACAACAGCACGAUAACUCGCGUCGAUGAUCUUGGGAAGGACAAGCCUAUCACCGACCCGGGAUAUCUAUGGAUAUAUGUCUUGUUCGUUUACGUCUUCAGCGGCUUGGCUUUCUACAUGCUUCUUCAAGAAACGAAACAAAUCAUUCGCACGCGGCAAACCUAUCUCGGUAACCAAACCAGUACAACUGAUCGGACCAUUCGCUUGUCGGGAGUUCCGCAAGAUCUGGAAACCGAGGAAAAAAUCAAAGAAUUUAUUGAAGGUCUCCGUGUCGGCAAGGUUGAGAGUAUCACGAUCUGCCGCAAGUGGCGAGAACUGGAUGAACUGAUCGAUGAGCGACUGAAGGUUGUUCGAGAACUUGAGCGGGCAUGGACGAAGCACCUUGGCUAUAAGCGACCUAAAAGCGAUGGUAAUACUUUGCCUUUGACCAACCAACAGGCGCGGGACGAUGACAACGAACAGUCUGGGUUGCUAUCGGAGUCCGAACGAGACCAUGUUUCGAAUUAUUCCCAGGAGAGGCCCAAAGUCCGCAUCUGGUAUGGUUCGUUCAAGCUUCGCUUCCGAAUGAUCGACGCGAUCGACUAUUACGAGGAGAAACUGCGGAAAAUCGAUGAAUAUAUUCAGAGUGCCCGCGAGAAAGAAUACCCAGCUACAGAAAUCGCAUUUGUGACUAUGGAGUCUAUUGCUUCAUCUCAAAUGCUCGUGCAGGCAAUUCUCGAUCCACACCCAAUGCAAAUGUUCGCCCGACUUGCUCCGGCGCCUGCAGAUGUUAUUUGGAAGAAUACAUAUUUAUCUCGGACCCGAAGAAUGGUUCAGUCGUGGUCUAUCACUGCUGUCAUUGGGUUCUUGACUGUCUUCUGGUCCGUGUUGUUGGUUCCUAUCGCAUCUUUGCUGGAACUGGAGACUCUGCAUAAGAUUGUUCCCCAGCUUGCAGAGUUCCUUCAAGAACACGCAAUUCUUAAGUCUUUGGUUCAGACUGGUUUGCCAACUCUCGCCUUCUCGCUGUUGACAGUUGCUGUCCCUUACGUCUACGAGUGGCUAUCAAAUAAUCAAGGAAUGGUGUCACGCGGUGAUGUCGAACUAUCGAUUAUCUCCAAGAAUUUCUUCUUCUCGUUCUUCAACCUUUUCCUCCUGUUCACUGUGUUCGGAACGGCUAGCGGUUUCUACGGAUUUUGGGAAAAUCUCCGGGAUGCAUUCAAGGACUCGACGACAAUUGCGUUCGCUCUCGCAAAGUCUCUCGAAGGUCUUGCGCCAUUCUACAUCAACCUCUUGAUCCUUCAAGGCCUUGGUCUUUUCCCCUUUAGGCUUCUCGAGUUUGGAAGUGUUGCGCUAUAUCCGCUCCACUUCCUAUCGGCCCGAACACCACGAGAGUAUGCGGAGCUUAACACUCCUCCGAAGUUCAGCUACGGCUUCUCUAUCCCGCAGACCAUCCUGGUUCUCAUCAUCUGCGUGGUGUAUAGUGUCUUCCCGAGCUCAUGGUUGGUCUGCCUGUUCGGCUUGAUCUACUUUACGGUUGGCAAGUUCAUCUACAAGUACCAGCUUUUGUACGCUAUGGACCACCAGCAGCAUUCUACCGGCCGCGCAUGGCCCAUGAUCUGCAAUCGCGUAUUUGUUGGCCUCUUGGUCCACCAACUUGCCAUGAUUGGCGUUUUAGCCCUGCGCCGAGCCAUCACUCGUUCGUUGCUCCUUGUGCCACUUCUCGGCUUCACCGUCUGGUUUUCAUACUGGUUCGGAAGAACCUACGAGCCUCUGAUGAAGUUUAUUGCCCUCAAGAGCAUCAAUCGAGACCAACCGGGUGGUGGCGAUCUCUCCCCCUCCCCUUCAUCGUCCUUCUCACCGCCAUCGGGCUUGGACCGCGACAGCCUGCCCAUUCACAUUGGUGGACAGGAUCUCGAGCUGCGACUGAAGAAGUAUGUCAACCCGAGUCUUAUUUUGCCGCUGCAUGCUGCCUGGCUUCCCCACCGCGCCCACCAUGCCUCUCAAGGCAAUGGGACUUCGCCUUUCGUGGCUCAUCAGACGCCCAAUGUCUAA
This is a messenger RNA of Penicillium nucicola, 2493 nucleotides long. RefSeq names its product putative DUF221 domain protein. Gene Ontology annotation, cellular component: plasma membrane. The transcript has 4 exons. The record is from RefSeq and is a predicted model, not a curated record. Gene Ontology annotation, molecular function: calcium-activated cation channel activity. NCBI's taxonomy places the organism in Eukaryota, Fungi, Ascomycota, Eurotiomycetes, Eurotiales, Aspergillaceae. Bases 1 to 2493 code for a protein of 830 amino acids.